AUGAAAGCCUCUGAGAACGAUAUCACAAAAGAAUCCAGGGAUUUUGAGGCCCGAGAGGUAGGAACAUGGAGAGAACUUGGAGUUGAAAGACCCCGGGAGCUUUUGCUACAACCCAGUGGAGAUGUGAACGCCUCGGUCGCUUGCCAUCUGCACAAUCCCACGUUCUACGUCAAAGAUCCCUAUUUCCGAGAAACGGAGAAUAAAACUAGUCCCACCAUACAGCAGCUCAACCAGGCUAGGUCAUCAAGCGAGAAUACUUUCAUCUUUGAUCAUAUUUGCCGACGUGAACGAACCGAUGAUGUUCUUCUGUUCUACAAUCAAGACAUAUACCGAGUCCACGAGGAGUUUAUGCUAUCUUUAAGGGAAAAGAUGACGGCGAAAGUUGAGCUUUGCUGGGGUAAACAUGUGCGCGAGCGAUUGAAGGCACUGGUUAACCUUGUCCCGAUCAAACUAUGGGGCAGUUUCAGGGAUGUGGAAAUUUUUCUGGAACUUGAGGAACAACAAGUGAUUCGAUUCAUCUUGUUUGUUGCGUACCCCCAGUUCUUUUUCUACCAUGGCAGCUAUACGGACAAUGGCAUCCAUUUCAUAAAAACCAAGGAGAGAAAACAAGAUCUUUACUUAACAGUUGCCUCAAAGCUGGGUGGUACCAAAUUCAAUCAUGGGUUCUAUGAGAGCACACACCGACCGGCACUCUACGGUCAGUUUGGAAGGGAGAUCAGGGAACUGGUAGACCGCUUGGAGGCAGAAGCAGAUGCCCAAUUGAGAACGGCUUUCCCACAGAGGUACCAGGAAAUUCUAUUGGUCUCCGAAACUUCCGAUAGUUUGUUGCAGGAACCUUUAGUGACUACUCAGUUACUGCAGUCAGAACUGAUAAGAGGUGAUUCUAGACAAGAGACAUCACGUCGCACCCAGCAGCUAAUUCAUAUGACCCACACUUUACUUGAGGCCGCCGGAAAAGUGAUGGUGAACAGCACCUCUUUGCACAACCUAGCUGAAAUACUGAUGUUGUCUAAAAUUACGUCUGAUUGGGACGACAUCUCGGAGUGGGACGAGGUUCCAGGCCCACUUCUUGACUGGAUUCAGCAACAGGAUGGACUCAAGAUUGAUCGAAGCCAAUAUCAUCUACGGAUGAGUUGA
Molecule: messenger RNA, 1137 nt
Organism: Aspergillus melleus
Lineage: Eukaryota; Fungi; Ascomycota; Eurotiomycetes; Eurotiales; Aspergillaceae
Exons: 2
Coding region: 1-1137 (378 amino acids)
Source: RefSeq, a predicted model, not a curated record